This is a messenger RNA of Hemiscyllium ocellatum (epaulette shark), 1403 nucleotides long. Its product is annotated as cysteinyl leukotriene receptor 1-like. Gene Ontology annotation, cellular component: plasma membrane. NCBI's taxonomy places the organism in Eukaryota, Metazoa, Chordata, Chondrichthyes, Orectolobiformes, Hemiscylliidae. Gene Ontology annotation, molecular function: G protein-coupled receptor activity. The record is from RefSeq and is a predicted model, not a curated record. The transcript has 2 exons. The coding region runs from base 129 to 1154 and encodes 341 amino acids. Gene Ontology annotation, biological process: G protein-coupled receptor signaling pathway.
UGUCUCGCCGCUGAGAGGUUCCACAGCACAGAGGCUUCAGGCUGGAGGGUGUCAAACCGCUGGGUCACACAGCAACUCUCUCAGCCGACCGUGCUACCUUUCCUGAGGCAGGGAGCCAGGGGCCCAGGAUGGACUGGACCAGCAAGUAUCCGAACUGCAGCAAGGAGGAGUUUAAAUACUCCGUGUUUGCGCAAGCCUACAGCGCCAUUCUGAUUCUCGGCUUCAUCGGGAACACCGUCGCUCUGUAUGUCUUUGUGAAGUUGACUCGGCGUAAGACGGCGAGCACAGUCUUUAUGAUCAACCUGGCCGUUUCGGAUCUAUUCUUCACCCUAACAUUACCGUAUCGAAUCAUCUACUACGUCCAACGUGAGUGGAGACUUGGCUCGUUCCUCUGCAGGAUCACCACCUAUGCAUUCUAUGUGAACCUCUACUCCAGCAUCUUCUUCCUCACCGCCCUCAGCGUCUUCCGUUACAUCUCCAUCCUGCACCCGAUUUGGGCCCGGAGCAUGGUCACGGUGAGGAGGUCCCUGUGGGUCACCCUCGGGAUCUGGCUCUUCAUCGGCCUGGUGUCUGUCCCCUUCCUCCUCAUUUCCUCCAAGUGUGUGAACGGGACCUGUCGCUGCUUCGAACCGUCCAACGUUUCGUGGUCUCAGAUCCAGCGGAUGAACCACUUUGGGUUUGUGGUGGGCUUCCUGCUGCCCUUCCUCACCAUCCUGGUCUGCUACACUCGCAUCCUGCAGCGCCUGAUGGGCUCAGCUGGUACCGUGCGGGUGAACGCGCGCAGCCGCAGGAAGUCCACCUCCAUGAUCAUCAUCGUGCUGACCUCCUUCCUGUUCUGCUUCCUGCCGUACCACGUCGUACGGACCGUCCACCUCCACACCAUGACGGACGGAGUGUGCCAAGCCACGGUCUGGUUUGUUCAGAGAGCUGUCGUGGUGACCAUCUGCCUGGCCGCUGCCAACAGCUGUCUCAACCCCGUCCUCUACUACUUUGUCGGCGAGAACUUUCAAAGCACCCUCAAAACUUCGACCAUCCUCAGGUCGAGGUCAGCAUCGUCUGGCAGUGUUGUGUUUGUGGAUCACUCGCCAGCCACGGUCCCCCCAAGCUCCAAUGAGCAGGACCGACUAUCAGGCCCACGCCACGUGCAGAAGUGAUGCCAUCUCUUUGUUUACACUUUCAGAUGAAAAGUAACUCCCCUCCUGCCUCCCCCCAAAGCCUGUCCCACCAUCUACAAGGCACAGGUCAGGAGGGGGAGGGAAUACUCCCCACUUGCCCCUGGAUGGGGGCAGCUCCAACAGCACUCAAGAAGCUCGACACCAUCCAGGGACAAAGCAGCCCCACACCCACAAACACCCCCUCCCUCCCUUACCCACCCCCCCUCAGUAACAGCAGUGUGUACCAUC